AUGAAAACUCGUUUAGGAGUUAUUUUUAGCACCGAUUUUUUAAAUAGAUGGAAAAAAAGAUUUGUAGUUAUUCCUCUUACUAGCAAGAAAAUUGAGAAAAUUUACAAUUAUGAGGCUCUGACCCUAGUUAACGAUAUCAAAGGUAAAGCCUUAUUGGACCAAGUUCGCACUGUUAAUAAAUCUCGCUUGCUGAAAUAUGAAGGAGGAGUAGGAAAAUCAACUUUAAGCCAAGCCCUAGCUGUGGAGGGCAAAAAAAAGAAAUUAAAUCAAGUAAAAGAUAUUUGGCCGUUAAGUAAGAAUUAUGAUUUAAUAAUUAUUGAUGGCCCGGCACGAACUAGCACGGGAACUUUGGAAAUAGCCCAAAAAGCGGAUUUAGUAAUUCAGCCAACCGGAGCCAGCCGAGCAGAUUUGGUUCCAGCUGUAAAAGAAUUUAAUGGCUUGGUAAAAGCAGGAAUAAAUAAGAAAAAAUUAUUAUUCGUGCCAAUGCGUCUCUCUAACCAAACCGAAGCCCAAGUAAUUCAAGAGUAUUUAAAAAAAACAGAUUAUAAUUGUUCUCCUUUUUAUGUGAUGGAAAAAGCCAGUUAUAAACAAAUCCAAAAUGAGGGAAAAACUAUUAUGGAAGUUAGUUAUAAGAAUUUGCGAAAGCAAGCCCAAGAACUAAUUACUAGUUUAUUACCGAAAGCG
Molecule: messenger RNA, 684 nt
Organism: Diversispora eburnea
Lineage: Eukaryota; Fungi; Glomeromycota; Glomeromycetes; Diversisporales; Diversisporaceae
Source: the annotation of a GenBank genome assembly